Messenger RNA from Photinus pyralis (common eastern firefly), 3638 nucleotides. RefSeq lists its product as uncharacterized. Bases 153 to 2699 code for a protein of 848 amino acids. The transcript has 14 exons. NCBI's taxonomy places the organism in Eukaryota, Metazoa, Arthropoda, Insecta, Coleoptera, Lampyridae. Gene Ontology annotation, cellular component: plasma membrane. The record is from RefSeq and is a predicted model, not a curated record.
AUGCGUUCUUCUUUUCAGGAAGAAUUCACCACAGUCAUGAAUUUUCAUCUGAAAAACAAUGGUAUGCAUCAUCCUGUGACGAAGUAUUUCACACAAGCCGCCGAUAUGACUUCUGGACGUCAUAAGUAACCCAGCAGCGAAGUAACUAAUCGAUGCCUUUCUCGCAACCGUUUAUUUUAUUAUGGCUGGGGGAGCUAUGCCUAUUCUACAUCUGCAAUGCUCAAAUGGCGUGGACUUCAAUUUAUGUUGAUGGAAAUAGUCAGAUUGAUCUAUGGACGCAAGAGUCAAAGGGUUGUCCUUGUCCAUGGAACGUGAAUAGUAAUCAAUGCGCUUGUUGUGUUCAAGACGGUGGUUGUCACUGUGGAAAGGAAUCACCUAAUCGAUGUACGCAGUGUGGACUUGAGAAACACUGCAGUUUCAUGUGCAAUAUAUCAAUUUCCUCCACGGACCUCUAUAAACAUUCGGGAAAGUCAUUUGGUCAAAUUAAAUCACCAUCGUUAGAAGGUCCAAACCAUUGUUGGUACACCUUAGUUCCAACGUCAAGCGAAAGGGUAGAAAUUCAAAUUUACAGACUUGUAGAUGUUGGAAGAUUUAAUGGGAGUAGUUGCGUAGGUGGAUAUCUGCAACUGAUGAAUGGGGUUGACCCACUGUAUAGUUCCACUGAUAAUAUCGUAUGUGGAGUGAAUGAAAGGUUUUCGCCACCUGUUGUGCUCUUUUCCGAUGAUGGAGUAGCCUCACUUUUAUUUCAAGUCACCGAAAAAACCCGUCGAUCUCAAUUUUUAGCGUAUUUCAGCUUUACGUCCAUCAAUAACACUGAAGGUGUGGGCUAUCAGCCCAAGGGCGGCAUGAAACUUCAGAAUACAGACUGCGAUUGGCUGUAUCAAGAUUUCUCCUGCGCGAAGUUGGGGAGUUGCGUCAUAGCGAGCCCCAAUUAUCCCGGGUUGUACCCUCCCAAUCGCCAGUGUAAAUACCAUAUUACGACAAGUAGUGAUAGAAUGAGAGUUAGAAUUACGUUCAAUGCUCUUCUCCUUCCUCCAAAUCAUUGUAGCACUGAUUUUGUAGCCGUAUAUCACGGCUCAACCAGAAGUAGCCCGCACCUAUUGACCUUAUGUGCCAACCAAAGAAAAAGCGUAGAUUAUCCAGGACCAAAGUUACUUCUCGAAUUCAGUUCUGGUCCCCAGGUUCCGCCCUACAAUCACAACGGGUUCGUUGCCAGUCUAGAAUUUUACGAAAAAGUUUCUACCACAGAGGCGUCUUUGCCACAGUUUUCGCACACCAUGGAGCAAAUCACCAACUACGUAUUCAAUUCAACGCCCUCUUCGCACCAAUUCAAAUGCGAAAUUGUGAUUUCCGGAAACAAUACCAGAUCUGGUCACUUCGAUACACGCGAAUACGAAUGGCUACCAACUUGUCGCUUGAUAUUCAAAGGGCGUUCAACGGAUGUAAUACAUAUCUCACUUUUUAACUACCGUUUGAGAUCACCGUUAUGCCGUUCUGUUAUUGAAAUAUUUGACGGUUUCAUGGAAGACACCAAAGGCCCCAUUGAUAAACUUUGCAGUCCAUUACUUAGGCAAGUACAUGACUCUGACGGUAGCAGUCUCCAUGUAAAAAAAUACUUAUCAACGAAAAACGUUAUGGUGAUCUUACUUCGAAGACCAACCGCGCCCUUAUCAACGAAUGAUGCCGAAUUCAUUUCCGGCUCGUUUUUCUUUCACGAUGAACAAAUUAGCGGUACUAUGCAACCGACUGGUUUAUGUGAUGUGAAAUACAACGGAAUGUAUAGCCCACUCGCUGGUUUAUUAGAUAAUCCUGGUUUGCAGCAAUUGUACUGGAACAUUGACGGUCCUUUGAAAUGUACCCAGCAAUUUCUGCCAGCCGAUAACCAAAGUAUCGUUCUAAAAAUUUUGGGUUUAGAACACAUGGCACAAAAUCCUACGUGUGUAACGCAAUGUGGCGAUAAUGGUUGUAGAUGUGUUUCCAAGGCUGCUCUGCAAAAUAUUGAUCAUUUUAUGAUUGUUAACGAAGAGGGCUGGACGGUCGCCUGUUUAUGUGGAGCAUUUCAGCAGGAAUGGUUCCCUGUUAGUGUGCGUUCGUGGAAUCUUCUCACAGUUGUUUAUUCAGUUGCGCAUUACGUAUGGAGCAACAAAGGAUUUGAAUUUUCAGCUUCAUACUCAUUCAAUACCGACACGAUUUGCAGCGAUCAAAUAUACACUCUGCAUUCAGGCGAAAUUGCUUUAAAGAAUCUAACUUCUCCCGACAACUUAAACCAUUUCUACUACCAAACGUGCACGUGGACUCUACAUUCCAAUGUUGAAAGGCAACUAGAGUUGGAUAUUUCUUCUAAGCAAAACCGUCCUUGUACUGCCUGGAAUAUUAGUAUCCACGAAUACGCGGCAAGCGCCAAAGAUCGUCAUUUAGGAGAGCUUUUGCACACGUUCUGCUCUAGAGAUACUCACAAACAGUAUUUAUUACCAUGGAAGCUAAACACAAUUAUUAUCAGGUUACGAACCUUGAGCAGAACACUUCCCCAAUUUAGGAUCAAAUGGAAAUCGCAAGUGAUUCGACCAAAUACAAGAUUUGGCACACCUACUGCAUCCCCAAACGCGGUAUCAUCGAUGAGCUGCGCAACUGCAAACAGUAUUGCUCUUCUUGUCACUGUUCUUGGGUUGUGCUCCAUGAACUCAAUGCCUCCUUCGUGAACUGCAACGACAAAUGCAACACUGUUCAUGCACAUCCACGACGAAUGAAUUGUCUGGUCUCGUCAAAAGAAUUAUUUAGAAUAACGAUUGAUAUACCUACUAUAUUUUUAUGAACAUCUGCUCAAUUGAACAAUUCUCGAGUACAAAAUUUUUCAUAUGGACUAUUAUGAAAAAUUUUGAUGGGUAGAAACCUUAGGCCUUCAAAUAGUUGCAGUGAAUUGCACUCAAACCUAAAAGUCUGUAGAAAUUGUCGAUUGUUACUUUGAUACCUCAGUUUACGUAGAUAACAAUUAGAUAGCUUGCAUUUUUGUUAGAAAGUCUUUUGACACGCUGUUGUUACAUUGCUCAUUAAGCAAUAAAAAAAUGUUUUGUUCCAAAUGCUGAUCGUUACGUUACUCUAUUGUAAUCAUUUAGCAGCUUACCUAUGUAAUUAUCUGUGAUAACAGUAAGGUAAACUAAUUUAAAUUGGUUAGCGAAUUGCUGAUAAGUAAGUAGUCAAACGGAAGUUGAAAAUUGAACAAAUUUAUCCUAUUGCAAAAUUAGUAAGAGACCUGCGUUCAGACAUAAGAAAUAUCUUACACUGAUCUUUGUAUAGUAUUUGGACCAAAUUUACAUAAAAUGUUUAGGUGUAUUCCCAUUGCCAAUCUACAAUGCUAUUGUUGUUCCCCAAGCACAAAACACUCGACAACCUGAACGCAGACAUACUUCCUGAUCCAAACGCACUCGUACCUUUGUUUCUAAAUGUAUCAUUUUAUGAAUGUUAUGCGUUGUAUAACACAAUUAUAGGUAUUUACAAUUACUAUUUGCAAUUUGGCAUUCAAUUUUUGUUAAAUUUUGAAGGGGGCGUAGAUGUCUAAAUUGACACCUUUAUUGUAGUUUAAACAUUUUCAAUUGCGUUAGGUUCUUAGAUAAUGUUUAUAAAUAAAUUUAUUAAUCGAU